GCAUAUAUAAAUGCGAAAUAAUGUUGCUUAAGGAAACGUCAGCACUUAUAGUGGUAUUGAUUGUGGAUAUGGUAUUUACUGAAUGCUCUGUUGGCUGCCAAUCAUGCUCUGGUGCAACUUGCACAAGUUGCGAAUCAUCUUACUCUUUAUCAAAUGGCUUCUGUUCACAAUGUCCCGAAAAUUGUGAAAGCUGUAAUAGCUGGGAUGACUGUACUUUAUGUAAGCCAAACAAAUAUGGUCUGCACGCAAGAUGUACUUUUAUCUGUGAUGGUAAUUGUCUAAACAGUGAAUGCGCUGAUGAUACGGGAUAUUGUACGCAAUGUAAGCCUGGUUUCUAUGGACAUCAAUGUCAACACAAUUGUAGUUUAUGUGAAAAUGAAAGUUGUGAUUUACGUACCUGUUCGAGUGGUUGUACAGCUGGACAAUAUGAUUAUAAAACCGGUAUCGAAACAAUAUGUCAAAACUGUCCGACAAAUUGUAAACAUUGUACUGAUGCAAAAAAAUGUUAUAAAUGCAAUGAGGGUUAUCACCUCUACAAGUUUAAUGACAAUGUUCAUUGUAUGCCAUGUUUGCAAAGAACACAAUGUUCGGACUGUGUUAUUCAAGGCUGUAACAAGUGUCAAAUACACAAUGAUUCGUUAGUCUGCGCUGAUUGUCCAGAAGGACAUAUAUUCAAUGGCAAAACAUGUACUGAUGGAUGUAAGGAUGGAUUGACAGGAGAUAAUUGUACUCAAACUACCACUAUCGAGGAAGCAACAACUCAAACAGGAGCAAGUUCACGUCAAACUGUAACUGCUGAAACACAUACGGUAAUGCAAGAACAAACACAAGAAACUGUAACUGCUGGAACACAUACGAUAAUGCAAGAACAAACACACCAAACUGUUACUGAGGAAACAUUUACGGUAAUGCAAGAGCAAAAAGAAAGCAACAACCUAAUCAUAGGUGCAUCAGCGGGUGGAGCUGUUCUUAUCUUGAUACUUUUCAUAGUGGGAGUUUGUUUGCUAAAACAAAGGUAUAACAACAAAUAUGAAAAUGAGCUCAUAACUAUUAAAUCAUUAUUC
Ruditapes philippinarum (Manila clam) is the source of this 1064-nucleotide messenger RNA. RefSeq names its product proprotein convertase subtilisin/kexin type 5-like. The record is from RefSeq and is a predicted model, not a curated record. NCBI's taxonomy places the organism in Eukaryota, Metazoa, Mollusca, Bivalvia, Venerida, Veneridae. The transcript has 3 exons. The annotation marks the transcript as partial.